Messenger RNA from Daldinia caldariorum, 3171 nucleotides. RefSeq names its product TBC domain-containing protein. Lineage: Eukaryota; Fungi; Ascomycota; Sordariomycetes; Xylariales; Hypoxylaceae. The transcript has 3 exons. The record is from RefSeq and is a predicted model, not a curated record. The coding region runs from base 115 to 2994 and encodes 959 amino acids.
UCUUCUUGUCAUACCAAACACAAUAUCAAUAAUUUGACGAAAAUCAAAAUCGUUGCGGACGCAAGCGGACUUACAUUUUUUUGACACAACACAACAUCCAAGUCAGCAGCCACAAUGCUCGGAGUUACACCGCACGCGGUAUCAUACAUAGCACCGCAAGCACCUAACCCCAAGACCCCAAAUGUCCGAUCUAAGAGCAGGACUUCGAGUUUUGUCCCUUUUAGAGAUGACACCAAGUUGAUAGCGUUCCGGUACGACCAAACCGUCCAGGCAGAACCACCUAUACCAAUACCACCACCUCGAUCUUCUCGUCGUCCGCCUCCGCGUCCUAUUUCGUGUAAUACAGCUCGUAUUCCUAUCGUGAUACCGCCACCGCGCCCUCCUCCUCCCACGGAACAGCACCCGGCAUUGAGGACUAUCAGCAACCCUCGGACAAGUGUGGAUACGAGAAAGCGGGAUUCCUGCCUCUCGCCAACUACCGUUUCAAGCUCGUGGACCAUCCGAGAGGAUACCGAGACGGACGACGAAGAUCCUUUCACCUACGGAAAGAUCCCAAAAUACGGAGAAAUUAGACCCCUCCAACUAACGACUCGUUCUGCAUCGCCCUCCCUAUAUUCGCGUCAGGAGGGGCGAGUAAGCGAGUCCAACAGCAGGGCUAGCGCUCCUUCACCAGCGUUUUCGGAUGGCGAUACCGUUUCUCCGACGUCGCCAAUUACCCCGCCUUCUAACUUUUCCAAAAUAAUUGCAAGAAGUUUUAGUUUGCGAUCUAACUCGUCAAAGUCGUCUUUUUCGAAGAUGAGACGGUUACGGAAGAAAGCAGGAAAUGCAGGUGAUGGGGGGGUACCGUGCGCUGGAAAUUACACUGGAAUCUACGCUGGAAACGGCGCUGGAAAUGAAAACCCCGGCUAUCCACUAAACGCACUAAACGGGCACGACGAAUCGGCGCCUAAAUCCCCUAGCGGCAGAUUGUCACCAAUGUCUAACCCCCAUGAUUCCCCAAUUAUUUCAACCACUAUCCCCACUGAAAGGUUGCUAGAAGAUGACUUUAUGACCCAGCUGUCCUUCUCCAAGCGUGGCAGCCUCAUUUUCGGCGCCAAGCACUCGCGCAGAUCCAACAAGAAUCUGGCCAUUAUGGCCGAACAGCACGGCAAUAUCAAUAAUGAAAACGCCGAUACCGAACGAGUUAAACAGCCACGCGCAUUCCCAUUAGUACCGACACGCGAAAAGAAUCCCGAUGAGUUCGUCGGCGUCAGCGCGAGCGCGAGCGCUAAUGAUGAACCCGCCCAAAUCUCGUCAGGGGCUUCCGACAACGCCUUGACCAGCACGUCGCCCACACCGCGCCGGCCACCUCCUAGCGUUCGGGUCAUAUCUGCUGAGGCCGAGAAGGAAUCUCAAAAGGUGAGAUCGCUCUAUGAAUCUGGGGAAGGUGUCAAGUGGGAGGAGGGCGCGAGACGCUCGUCCAUUGAUGAGCGUAUCCAGCCCUCAGCAGAAAACCCGUUAGAAGAGAAUGCGAAUGACGCAUCAAACGACCCGGUUGGACACCCUACUCCAACCUCGGCUUCUACUUCGUCGCCACAAGAUAAGGACAUAAGGACCGAAUAUGAGCUAGCCGGGGGAAUCGAGGAUUGGGAAGGAGUACAGGUUGAAGAUGUCGAUCGUUACGGUUUCAUUUCAGUUCAACAACCGCGAGAUUCGCGGCCGUCGUCGCCGACCGAAACGACGACGUCUGUCCAUUUUUCAAUGCGCAAACAUCGAAACGUUCUGAUUCGGAAAGAAACGGCGUCACGUUCGUUAAGAGUUAGGAGCGGCCCUAGUAGGAAAACGUCAGCCCGAUCUUUGAAUACGCAGACGUCGGAAUUAUCCACGGCGUCGCACCGUUCCGCCCUGUCGGCAACUUUCCGUCAAGCCACAAAUUUGUUGCCGCAUAACAGGGACAGGAGGUUAUUAGACGAAGCCGGGGAUAUCCUUGCAACCCGCCCAGGCUUGUCGAACGUUGGCGAGGACGGGUCGGAUGAGAGGAAGUCAGCCGAGUUAAAGUUGAAGGAGACGCAGCGAACUGAGAAAUGGCGGAGGAUGGCCACAGUAAUAAAAAUAGGCGCGGAUGGCCAAGGUAUGGUGUUUGAAUUCGAUCUGAAGCACCCGAAACUAGCCAAACGGGUGUGGAAGGGUAUCCCUGAUUGUUGGCGGGCGGCGGCUUGGUAUUCGUUCCUCUGUUCCGCCGCCAGGGCCAGCAGCGAACCAUUUGCUUCGGAGGAGGACAUCAAGGCAGAUUACCGCCGGCUCAUCGACGAGCCAUCGCCAGACGACGGGCAAAUCGAUCUGGACGUGCCUAGGACAAUUAAUCAACAUAUUAUGUUCAGGCGGAGAUAUCGUGGUGGCCAGCGAUUGCUUUUCCGAGUACUACAUUCCAUAUCCAUUUAUUUCCCCGAUACGGGUUACGUCCAGGGCAUGGCUCCGCUGGCGGCAACCUUUCUCAGCUACUUCGACGAGGAGACGUGCUUCGUAAUGCUUGUUUGGUUGUGGAAGUAUCGUGGUCUCAAUCGAAUGUAUGGCUCCGGAUUCGUGGAACUGAUAGAGGCUCUGAAAGACUUCGAACGCGACUGGUUAGCUAGUAGAGACGUCGCCGCGAAACUUACGGAGCUCUGUAUCGACCCGACUGCGUACGCCACUAAGUGGUAUCUGACUCUCUUCAACUUAUCGAUACCAUUUUCUGUCCAGCUCCGCGUGUGGGAUGUGUUCAUCCUACUUGGCUCUUCACCAGAACCGACCGGCGGAUCUAUCUCGUCGAGCAAGGCUGCUCCAGAACCAUCGUCUAAGGGACUCGAGAUUCUCCACGCGACUAGCCUCGCUAUUAUCGACACGCUCCGGCCUACAUUGCUUGACUCGGACUUUGAAAAUGCUAUGAAGUCUCUAACUUCUUGGGUUCCUAUUAAGGAUGAGCAAGGAUUUAUGGAGCUCGUUCAAUUAGAGUAUAAACGUCAUCAAAGCAGAUGAAAAAGAAAAAGAAAAAAAAGUACUUGGGAGGUUGGAGAGUUGAUUAGGCGCAUUACUCUAUUGGGGCCUGAAGUUGUUCGUCAACUUUAGGUCAGCCAUGGCACUUGACGCCGCCUUUCUUAAAUUCGCGCCGAAUUGGGGUUUCUCGGCGAGGAGGGGGGGAUUCGGAAGGGAUCC